CAAGUCAGUUGAACCACGUCUCGCCGUUACCCUGGAUAUGACGUCACGUCCGCCCCGGAAGUUCAUCGUUCUGUUUACAUUCUGCACUUUUGUUCCGCUGAGAAACCUACUAAAAAUGUCCAGAAAGUGGCCAGAGAGCGGUGGCCUGAAGGCCUGCAUAGAGCAGCAUCUGGCGGCGGCGGCCUCGGAGAUCUUCGGGCUGCUGGAGGAGCGCGGCCAGGCGGAGCUGGGGCCGCUGCGGGAGCUGGUGAUGCAGCGGGUGGCGGCGGCCGUGGAGCUGAUCCUCGCCGCGUUUGAGGCGAGCAGAGCGGCCGGAAAGGGGACGCCGGAGCCCGGCGAGAGGCGGAGCGGAGGCCGUGGAGAGGAGCGAAAAGAGUUGCGUCUCUCUGUCGGUGUCAGCAGUCAGUCUUUUGAGAUCUCAGUGGAGGAAAAACUGCCGGGUUCCACGCCCAGAACGGAGAUUGCCGCCAAACUUGACCAACAAGCAGCGCCUCCGGACGAUCACACAGCAGAGGAGGACGAGGACGACGCUACGGCAGCGGAUGAAACACCUCACCGCUGCAGAGUCUGUGGCAAAUCCUUUGACAGGAGAGGCUUUUUAAUCAAACACGUGGAGAAACACGCCAAGGAAGAUGAGAGUCGUUGUGGUCUGUGCGGGGAAAGUUUGGAGUCCAGCGACGACCUCAGACAGCAUCUUCAAACUCACCGUGACACCUCCAGGACCUGCGACGUCUGUGGCAAGAAGUUCCCCUCGAUCCGAGCAAAGGAGACGCACAAGAGGCUGCACACCAGUGAGAAACCCUUCAACUGCCACCUCUGUGCCAAAGGCUUCAGCCAGAAAGGAAACCUGGUGACUCACCUGCGAACUCACGUGGAAGAAAACUCCUCUAAAGACGUCGGCCACAGCGUCUCGACGGAGACGGACGCGGAGACCAACAAUGGACAGGUGGCGUUCAGCUGCCAAGUCUGUGGCGCAGACUUCCCAAGAAGCUCGGAGCUGAGGCGGCACGCUCGGAGCCACGACGAGCCGGCCGAGAGGAGCAAACGCAGGAAACCGAGUUUGACUCCUUCUCACUCCUGCAAAGUCUGCGGAAAUGCCUUUCACAACAAAGGCAACUUACUGCGGCACGCGGAGACCCAUUUAAACCACCCCGACUUCCUCUGCGGCGUCUGCGGAGAGCGGGCCGAGUCCUCAGAGAGCCUGCAGCUCCACAUCCAGGGUCACAGAGAGCUAAAUAAGGUCUGCGACAUCUGCGGAGACAACUCCAGGGACAUGGAGAUCCACAUGAGGACGCACACCGGCCAAAAGCCCUUCAGCUGUAAAGACUGUUGCAAGGACUUCCCCAGGAAAAGCUCUCUGGAGAGACACCUGAAGAUGCACGCCGGCGAGAGGCCCUUCAUCUGCGAGUUCUGCGGAAAGACGUUCAUCGAAAAUACCGUCCUCAAGAGGCACAUCAAGAGCCACACGGGGGGCAAGCCGAGGAUUUAUCCCUGUGCGAUCUGCGGCAAGAAGUUCACCAUGAGCCAACACCUGGACGUGCACAAGAGGAUCCACACGGGGGAGAAGCCGUUCCCCUGCAAGGUCUGCGGCAAGAACUUCAGGCAGAUCGGCAACCUGGACUCGCACAUGAGGAUCCACACGGGCGAGAAGCCCUUCAUCUGCAGCCUCUGCGGGAAAACCUUCCGUCAGAAGAUCUCGCUGGAGACGCACGAGCGGUUCCACAAGAAGGACAAGACGUUCAUCUGCCAGGUCUGCAGGAAGGGCUUCGUGCAGAAGAUCGACCUGAAGAGGCACAUGCUGACGCACACCGGCGAGAAGCCCUUCCGCUGCCACGCGUGCGGAAAGAGCUACCAGGAGAAGCGCUCGCUGGAGUCGCACAUGAAGGUCCACGCGGGGGAACGGGCCGCCAAGGCCUCGGCUGUGACGCCCAAUCCCAAGCAGCCGGGGGAGGAGGACGCCCAACCGGAGUUCCUUCAGCUGUAAAGCUCCUGUUGAAGCAGGCGGGCCGUCCCGCCGCCUCCUCCAGGCUGCCAGGGCUUCUGCUGGGAGGGUUUUCACACGGCGAUGUUUAUUCACGCUUAUUCUAAACCAGCCGAGGUGCUACAAGGACGACCCGGCUCUGUUUCACGUUUGAUCUGGGGAAAAACUGUUAAUGACAGGAAGCCUGCUGCUCUCACACAAGAGACUCGCCAUGCAGCAAACUUUCCCUGAAUCAGUCUGAAAUCAUUUGAAACAAUGAAAGUUAAAGCAGCUAAACGGAAUCUUUUCACCUACUUAUGGUUCUGCGUGUAAUCCCUGCUUCAAAACAAGGACGCGAUGAGAAAUCAGGACCUUCAUAGCAUCUUAAAAUAAUCUAUAACUGACUGCAUUAAUAUCUGAUGAAUUUUCCAUUUUCCACCCAACUUUUAAACAUUUUACUUGAAAUAUUGUCUACUUCUGGUUUUAGAUGGUCAUAAAACAAGUAUCUCUUUGCUGCAGAAGUAGUUAGUGACGGAACAAGGCUUUUAGUAUCAGUGAGAUGCUUUAAAAUAGGAAGCCACGGGAACCACGCAACAUACAAGAUGCCUCUAUAAAGGAUUCUUUCUUUUCUGUGUCAGCUGUUCAUCUGGGCUGCUACUAUAACUGAAGCAGAUAACAGGAAGUUCAAAUCUCUUGCUGCAAAAUUACCCAGUUUUAUUCCGUUGAAAAGUUCCCGGUUUAAAUUUUGAGGAAGGUUCUGGGUUUGGGAAUCUCAUAGUUAAGGUCAGGAUCUAUUUGCUCUACAGGGAAAACAGACAGGGGGCGCUGGUUGCAACUCUAACCAUACAUAUUGGUCAUAAAAAUUCCAAAGUCAAUUUAAAAAAUCUAAAUUCAAGGUAAGAUUUUUUGCCUUUUAUUUAAAAUAUCAAUCCAAUCAUUUUUAACUGCUCAGCUGUGUCACACAGAUUAAGUUUUCUCACACAGUGUGACAUCGUCCCUUCAUCUAGCAUAGAUAAUUAAUAAUCAGUGACAUCAGAAAUGCUUUUUAAAGCUCCUGUUGAGUUUAAAUACAUGAACAAUAUGAUAGUGCAACACAUCUGACAGCAAAUUUGAGCUUUUACCACUCGAAUAAAUUGUUGCUGCUGCCGUUGUUUGUUCUGAAUGGUGAUUAUUCAAAGUUUGUGUAGACAAGACACUAAGGAUAAAAUUGAUCUUGAAACUCAUUUUGAAAACACAGAGAAAACUUUAGAUACAGGUUUUAAAACACAUUGCAGUAUGUUAUUCAAUAAUAUCAUUUGUAAGUUUAUUAUUGUCUCCAAUUAACAAUUACCUAUAAUUACAUAUCCAAUUUAUUCCUAAAAAUAUCUAAGACACUAAAAUCUAUAAUUUCCUCACAAUAGAUGU
Messenger RNA from Fundulus heteroclitus (mummichog), 3364 nucleotides. Its product is annotated as gastrula zinc finger protein XlCGF57.1. The transcript has 2 exons. The coding region runs from base 38 to 1984 and encodes 648 amino acids. The record is from RefSeq and is a predicted model, not a curated record. Gene Ontology annotation, biological process: regulation of immune system process; regulation of cytokine production; negative regulation of transcription by RNA polymerase II. Lineage: Eukaryota; Metazoa; Chordata; Actinopteri; Cyprinodontiformes; Fundulidae.